GUUUCACUUGGCACGAACGAUCAGUUAAUAAACGUAAUAUGUAGUCAGCAACUGGCAAAAAGAUAACAGCGCGGUAAAAACUUCUCCAAGUAUCUGUUCAACAAUGGACGCUAACAAUAAGAUGAUGAUUCUUAAAGAUUUUAAAAUCUGCCACUUCUGAAAGAUGAAGGCAAGGCCGCGUUGCUUUUGGUCCUUUGACGGUGAUCAGUUGGCUAAAUUACUGGUGCAUAUCACGUUGAAAUCCCAGAAAGCGUUUGUAACUAAUAUUAGAAGAGAGCAACGAGUGACGGUGGGCGCGCUCCGAGAGUAUGGCAGGCCCGUGCCUCACCACACACGAAGCUUGGACGGCUACAUCGCAGACCACCCAACGAGCGUUGGCGACCACGGCACAAGGGGCGAUCCAAACAGAUUCAUCGUCGGCCGCCACCGCGCCGCCCCUCAAGGAAACGAUAGUGACAUUGUAAUCAGCGCGCAGAUUAUUGAAUGGAAGGGUCUUCCGGGCAAUCAGCAGUGGCCUGUCGCAAAUGUGUGUGAAAUACGAUGCACCCACACCACGGCCUUAAACUUUUUAUCAUCGCGGUUGGAUUCAACAUCAUUUUUCUUACAAUAUUCCUAAUUAUUUCUCCUGCUGAUGAUAACUACUAUAUUAUUUUAGUCCAGUCAUUAAUUCACAACUUAAUUUAAUUAUAUCGAAUAGGCACAGGCAAUGUGUUAAUCUUCUCAGUGUUGAUUUCAACGAUAUUUUGUUUCCGAAUGUAGGAUAGAUGUAGAUGUUUUGAUUUUGUUUUUAAACUUGACCGCCCUUCGGCGUCUUUGAACAUUGUAGACGAAUUUUCUCUGAUAUUUUUUUAAUAAAUAAAAUUUAUAUAAUGUUAAAAAUAAACACCCUUAAAAUAAUAGGUAAUUUCUUUUUUUUAAAUAUUUAAUUUCGCCUGAGUCGUUUUUUGCUAUCCAUU
This is a messenger RNA of Cylas formicarius (sweet potato weevil), 956 nucleotides long. RefSeq lists its product as uncharacterized. The record is from RefSeq and is a predicted model, not a curated record. The coding region runs from base 164 to 616 and encodes 150 amino acids. Lineage: Eukaryota; Metazoa; Arthropoda; Insecta; Coleoptera; Brentidae. The transcript is spliced from 3 exons.